Molecule: messenger RNA, 7698 nt
Organism: Pelobates cultripes (western spadefoot toad)
Lineage: Eukaryota; Metazoa; Chordata; Amphibia; Anura; Pelobatidae
Source: the annotation of a GenBank genome assembly
UAAAUACAUUGUACCCAUGGCUCCAGCCAUCUCCUCUGACACCGCUUCCCGCCUUCCACUAGGAGUUAACUAUAACAGGCAUAACCAGCUAGGUCGCAUGCAGCCACACACGAGCUCGGCUAAGUUUUCUAUAGGAACUCAGGAAGAGGCGGAGAUCACCGAUACUGGCAGUAGGGAGCUCAUGUUUGACAGCUACGGAAGCCUGAGAGGGAUUGACUCGAGCUAUAAUCUAUUUCCGGCCACUGUUUACGGAAGCCGCAUAGUCCAAAGUAACAUGUGGUUGAACGCUCUCACACCAACCCAAUAGGAUACGCACGGUUUUUCUUCAGAGCUGCUGCUGUUGAAUGCUGAAUCCUCAAUCUUUCCAGUAUGGAAGAUACACAGGGAUACGUCGAGGUCCAGGACCAGUUAAACUCCCUGCUUAGUGAUCUGUAUGAUUUCGGUGAGUGGUAGCAUUGUAUAGAUGCUCGGAUACUGUAUACACUUACGUUGGAGGGUUUAUUCAUUAAAUGAACUGUAUUUACUCCAGUUCAGUGAACUGUGCUGUGUAAAACUGAUAGCAGUCACAAUAUAGUAUACAUUAUCAGAUUACACAUAUCCUAAGUGAUGAGUGGAACUGAUCUUGGGGGAUAAAUCUGCCCUCCCACAAUCCUCUGAUGGACAAAGUUCAGUGGAUAAGAAAAAUACAAUACACCCAGAGAUGCUCUUGAGGAAGACGGAGUCCAAACGUACUUUGGCAUUAAAGGGAAACUAAAGGCUAGGAAUACAAAGUUGGAUCCCGAGCACUAUAAGGCCCCCUCGCCCACGCCUCCCACCCACAGCGCAGAAAGGGAUAAAACCCUUUUUUUUGUCACUUAGCUGAUUCAGGGACCUAAUGAACAUGUGUGGCAAGCGACGCGCUCACAUUAGGACAACCCUAUAGGAAAGCAUUGAAUCAAUGCUUUUUCUAUGGGGUUUUAGCUGAAAAACCCCAAAAGUCGCCCAACAACUUUGAUGCGCCUCUUGUGGCUGUCUGGUACACAGCCACUAGUGGUGGAAUUAUUGCAGUUUCUCAAUAACUGCAAUAAUUACCAUUGCAGGGUUAAACUGACAGGGACAGGUCACCCAGACUACUUCAAUGAGCUUAAGUGGUCUGGGUGUCGAUGGUGUCCCUUUAAAGUUUUACUCCAGUUUUAUUUUUCACAUAUAUGUUCAAACAGGGCAACAGUUAACAACUGUGUCAGGAAGACAGCCUCUAGAGGCUGGAUUAACCCUGCAAUGUAAACAUAGCAGUUUCUCUGAAACUGCUAUGUUUACAUCCAAAGGGUUAAAACCUGGGUGGCCUAGCACCCAGACCACUUCAUUGAGCUGAAGUGGUCUGGUUGACUAUAGUGUCCCUUUAAUAAUCAACAAAGGCCCCCCUCAUUGCCCCUCCUUACUUUCUACCCCUAAGCAAUUCACUUGAAUGGAAAGUGUGUGGGGCUUGGCUAAGUUUAAUUGUGUUACUUGGCUGAGUUUGAAUUGUGUGUGUGACUGGCUGAGUGUUAUUGUAUAUGGAGUUUGAGUUUGGAGUGAUUGCAUUCACUUCCCCAUGCUAACACUAACAUGCUGGCUGCAGUGAAUCCUAUUCUUUGUCAACAUGAACCUGCCACAGUGGCAGGGAGCAAUAGGACUGACUGUCACUCAAAAUAUAGCAUGUAUGAAUAGAAUGUAAUAUACAUUUGUUAUAUACACUUUAAUAUAAUACACAUUUAUUAAAGGACCACUAUAGUGCCAGGAAAACAAACUAGUUUUCUUGGCACUAUAGGGUCUUUAGGUCCACCCCCCCCUCAGGGUCCCACUCCCGCUGGGCUGAAGGGGAUAAACACUUACCUUUCUCCAAGCUUUGUGUGAAGAGUGUGUUCUAUUCAUUUCAUUUUGCAAAAAAUUCAGAUCUCAAUGGAAAUUGACACUUUUAUAAACUAACAUGGUUAUAUCCACACAGACAACUGGUCCUGUUACUUCCUAAUUUGGUUAGCGUAAUGGAGCUAAACUAAAGAGGCAGCAAUUGCCCAGAAGUUGCAUUAUGAAGUCUGUAAUUGGACAGCCACAGAAAGUCUGAGCAGGUUAGAUGGGGAGGUAGUAGCAACUUCUGCAAGCUGGUUUUAGAUAUACUUUACCUCAAUGGAAAGAAAAACAUAAUUAAAUGCAUGCAAGUGUUCAUCUGGGGUAUAUCUCCUAAACAAUUAUUUUUAAGUAUAUAUUUUUCAUUCUUUUCAUGCACCCAUUGACACUAUUUAACCAACACACACUUUCACUGACACACACAUCCUAACUGAUGUCUGUAAAUUGACACACACUCUUACUAACAUUGGCACACAAAAUGUUUAACCACCUAAGGACGGCCGCCCUUAGUAGGGAUCGACCGAUACUGACGGUCUGAUGGAGAUACCGAUAAUAUGUCAACUUUCAGGCCGAUAGCCGAUAACUUACCAAUAUUCUGUAUAUUUGCCAUUUUUUUUAAAUAAACUGUUUCUACACAAAUCUGUUAACAGAACAUGUUUAUUAUUUAUUUUUAUUUUUUUUAAGGUAAAUGCACAAAAUAUACAUACCAGUCAAAAUGUAUGUUUUCAAGAAUAUAUGUGUGUGUAAUGGAUGCAGUGAGAGUAUUUGAUUAGUGAAUGCAGUGUUUGUGUAGUCUGUGUGUUUGUGUAGUGGAUGCAGUGUGUGUAUAUAAUGAAUGCAGAGUGUUUGUGUAGUGUGUGUGUGUGUGUGUGUAUAGUGAUUGCAGUGUGUUUCUGUAGUGUGUGUGUGUAGAGUGAAUGCAGUGUAUUUUAUAAUGAAUGCAGAGUGUGUGUGUGUGUGUGUGUGUUAGCGUUCAAUUUAGUUUUUUGCAUUUCUCACACACAACAAAUGUGAACGCUAAAUUUGGCCAGUGUUUUUGACUAAGUGGCUACUAAAAAAGACUGGACAUACCCCAUUUGUAAUACCUUGGGUUGUCUACUUUUGCAAAUGGUAUGCCAUCAUGGGGGUAAUUUUCAUUCCUGGGCUGCCAUUUGGUCUCAAAGGCAACAUAACCAAUCUGGCAAAUUUUAAUGUGUAUAAACUGAAAAAUGUAAUGUGCUACAUUUGACCCUGUAAGUUUCCAAAACACCAUAAAACCUGUAGAUUGGGGGCUCUGUUUUACUCGUGAGACAUCAUUGAAUACAAAUAUGUGUACUUUAUUACAGUAAUGGCUAACAGUAUUGUGACAUUCACAGUUAAAAUGCCAUGCAAAACUAAAAAAACUUUUUCUCGUUUAAAAAAAAAAUAUUUUAUUCAUAUUAAAUUAUGUUUAAUAUACAAAUAUUUGAUGUGACAUGAAAGCCCUGUUUCUCCUGAACAAAAUGAUAUAUGGUAAGUGUGGGUGCACAUAAUAUGAAAGAUAUGAAUUACGCCUGAACAGACAGAGCGCAUAUUCAAGGUGUUUACGUUUUGUUUUGAUCAUAACUUGUACAUCUGCCUCAGUCCUUAAGGGUUAAACAACAUAUCUAUUGACAGAUAAACACACUCAGAUGCACACUUCCUGACGGACACACAAACUCUCAGAUACUCAUACACCCACUGACCCAUGUAUGAUAUUUUCCUGCUCCCCCUUCACUCAGUAGUUGGCAUAGUCGUUUAUGUCUCAUAACACCUCAGAUAUAAUAGAACAGAAAAUGUGAAAUAGUACAGCAACUACAGAACACAUAUCUAUAAAUGAAACCUACCCAAUAUUGCUUUAAUUUGUUUUUGUUUGCCAUACAGUUUACAGAAACUUUAGAGAACUUCUAUAAGUAUUGUUUGGAUGUACACACAUUUAGUAUGUUUUGUGGGUUUUUUUUUUGUUUGUUUUUUUUUUUAUAUUUCCAUAAAUGUGAUUUUAUUUUUAUUAAUUUUUUUGUGUGUAUGUGUAAAUAUGUUUUUUGUUUUAUUUAUAUUUGCAGGUGAUGAUUUUGUACACAGAGACAAGACAAAAACAAAGAGAGUUGCUGCUACUCAAAAACAUAAUUCCUUGAAAAAGACAGAUGAUGGUGUAAAUGUUGGUGAACUUAAUGAAUGUCUUGCAUCAUCCAAAUCACACUCCAAAAGCAAGACAAAGAAUGCAUUAAUGUUUUUUAAAAGCAUUAAGGAUGAGCUACGUGAUAAGAUUGACCUUACAGAUGCACCAUCUGCGGAACCUAAUGGGGUCUCUUGUUCUGAGCAAGGGGAACCCAAUGUUGAAGUGGUGACUUUCAGUAGUUAUCGAAAAAGGAAAAAAGCCAAAGAAGAAAGUAAUGUUGAGCCACAGGAGGGUACUGAGGUAACAACAUUCUAAUCAAAAUGUGAUCAUUUUGAGCAGCCAAAAAAUAUAUAUUCUAUGUAUACACACAUUAUUUCAGUCAGUGGACAAGUAACACACACACCCCUGUAACUUUUCACAUGUGUAUCUAUAUUUUACUUUCUUCUUGUAAAAUGACUCUUAAAGUUCUGUCACACGAGAUAAAGAUAAACACAAACGACUGAGUUUCCUUUCUUUGGAAAUAAGUCUGUUUACAGCUUCUUUAAUAAAAUAAUGGAUUUUUUUCCUUUUGUAGACCAGCUUGGAGGAGAAAGAUACAGAUGAAACCAGACACACGUUUAACUUGGAAAGGGUAUGUUCUUUGCCAUGUGUCUUUGUUUCUAGGGUUCUAUAUUUGUGUAUAUUUUUUUUUUCCCCUCUGUUUUGACUUGCUAGACCUCUGUGCAAUGAGUUUCACAUCCCAGAGAAUUAAUAGCACCAAUUAGGUUCCAGCUAAUUAACUAGUUAGACACCUAACUGAUGCUAGAAUAUAACCAUCAAUACUUUAGAAAAAGAAAUAUCUUCUCUAGAUUACAGUUGGUUUGAAUAUAAAAGUAUCUAGUUUGUUUUCUGUAUAGUCAUGUUAAUGGUUGCUUGUUUCUUUUAAAAAUAAAAGGCACAGAUAAGUUAAAAUAUAAGAGAGCGAAAAAUUCUCCACUAGUAAUUUUAUGCAUAAAAUCAUUUGAAUGUUGAGUGCCUUCACUUUUUAACUAUAGGGCUCUGUUAAUAUGUAGGUAUUUAUUAUGAUUAUAAAUAAACCUUUUUUUUUUUUUUCUUCCUGUAAAUUGUGUGUGUGUAUUUAUUUAUUUUGCAUAGGCACGCUUGGAAGUUCACAAGUUUGGAAUCACAGGAUACAAGAAGGAAAAACAAAGACUGUUUGAAAAAGAGAGAGCAAUUAUGUUGGGAGCUAAGGUGAGACAAUGUGACCUGGUUUGUUAUUAAAGUGAUUUUUACGUGUAAUACAAUCAUACAUGAAUACGCACUAAUGUGAUAAUUGUCAGGAAUUCAAACGGAAUUCCAGAUUUGAGGCUAAAAUAGCCAAACUGGAAAAAUCUCGAUCAGCAUCUGACAUUUGCAGCUCUGCAGAAGCUGUAUGUCAUUAAACCGCCUCUGAGGCUUGGCACCCUGGCGGAACCCAGGUAAGAGCCCCAAACCAUUGCAAGAUGGUUUUCUCUUUUACCUGGGAACGUUACCAGGGUAUUGCUGGUAUCAUAACCACUACAGCAGGCUGUACUGAUGUUGAUGCUCAGAAUAAUCCUGUAAAUAUCAAGACUUUACUCAGAAGCUUGAAAUUGCAUUUUUGAUAAAUACACCAUCUGUACAUGGUUUAUUAGGUAUAACAAGUACUGAGAGCUUAAAUGUAUUUGAGAAAAAAAUUUAUAGUCUUCGGAAGGGUUGAAUAGUAAGAAGUGAGUGACAUGAUGCCAUGGGGAAUGGAAACCGCAAAAGGAAAUCAUUCCAGCAAUCAAGCUAAAUGUAAAUCUGUGUAGAACAGAGGUGUUUGUUUUUUUGUUUGUUUUUUUAUUUACUGCCACUUAAUAUAUUAAAGCAGAUCUACAUAUUGAAAAUUCUAAAUUUUGUUUUCUUAUUUCCAGCCACCAAAGAGAGAAUAUUUAAAUUACAAAGUCUACCAAGAAAAAAGAGCAGCAAGGAAGGAAGAUAGUACAAUGGUUAGUUUCAUACAUGUUUCUGUUGUUGUAUACAUGCUAUCCGACUGACUUAAUAAUUCCGAAAUUGUCAAGAAUCUACCAGGGAAUUAAGGGUAUUAAGUUGUGCCUUGCUUUUUAAAUAAGUUAUGGAGAAAACACAUUACUGCUCAGUGGAAAUUGACAUUGGCAUAUAAAGACUUUUUAUAAGUCACAUUGGUUGUGAUAGCGUGACAAAGUUUUGUGUGUUGCAAAUAAUUUUAUGCUAAAAUGACUGGCAUUAAAAUCAAAGGCUUUCAGGCAUUUUAUCAUAUCUAGAAUAGCCGCUGUAUUUUGAAAUCCAGAGACUUAUUAAGACCAGGGCUUAAAAUUUCAAGCCAGACCUUAAAACGUACUUGCUAAUGCAAGCACGGAGAGUCCAUGGCAUAAUCCCCAAGUGUGAAUUUUUUAAUUGGGAUAAAUUCUUAUUUGCCAAUGGCUAGUGUCAAAUUGAAAUUUUGAGCAUUUUUUUGCAUGAAUAUAAUAGGAUUAAAGCUGAUAUCCCAGUGAGAUCAGUUGAAUAACCCCACCCCAAUUAGUCACAAUGUCCCUUAUUUAAUUUAUUAACAUUUUGCUCACUGAGCAAUUCUAUACUCAUUUGGAAAUUACUCAGAAAUUUAGCCCUGAACAAAUUGUGAGAAUCUUCUUUAGACUAUUACUGAAGCCCUCUGGACCAUUUUGGCUGAAUUCUCAUGGUAUCCAACAUCAAGCUUAUAAGAUCCAGCUGGUUUGCAAAAUGUAGAGGGGGGAAAAAAAAUAAAUAAAUGUAUAUCCUUCAGAAUUCCUUCAAAUUUAUUUUCAUUAAUGUUAGGGGAGUAAAGAAACAAAAUUGCACUUUUAAGCACAUUUUGAAAUAUUAUUUGUAAUAUUUGUUUUACAUUUUAUUGCUUAAUUUGUAUAAGGUAAUAGUCUCUAAUAAGGUGUGUCCUGUAAUCUAGGAAAAUAAUCUCGAGGCUUCAAGUAAAAAGCUGAAACGGGGACACGGAGAGAGGUGAGUUUCAAAGUUGCUAAGAAUUGUGUGCAUUUCAACUGAUAAUAACAAAUGAAUUGUCUUCUAAUCUGCGCCCGAAUUAAUCAAUCCAUCCAGGAUUUACCUGCGGAGUCUUAUUCAUGGUUAUGAAACACUGUCCUAAAAAAAAUUGAAAAAAGUUAGCUUUAAAAGUUAACCUUUAUUUUUUUUAUGCAUGUUUUAUAAUCUUGGUUCAUAUGUAAAAUGUUGUUUUUUUUUUUUGUUUUGUUUUUUUUUCAAAUCCCAGGAAAACAAAAAAGGCCAAAAACUCAGGAGGAAUUAUACCAACAGGUCAUGUCGGAAAAUUUAAGAAUGGGGCAUUAUUCCUAAGUGUUAAAGACAUAAAGAUGAUUAAGCAAUCCAAAGUCAUUAAAUGAAGACCGAAUAAGAAUAUAUUCUGCAUUUUAAGCGCCAAUAUCAAAAUUCUGUGAUUGUCACACAAUUAAGUUUGUAUGAUGCAAACCUGUGAAAGUUUGAUGGUGCUUUUAUAUGUGCCCUGUUCUUUUUCAAGAAAAAAGAUAGAAACGUAACAAAGGAACCCACAUUCCAAAGUAGAAAGCUGGAAGCACAAUGAGGUAGCCUUUUUAUCCACUUCUUUCCCGCUACCUGGAAUCUUUCAAGUUAAAGUUGGUUUUAUUAUAUUUUGAUUAAACAAUAUAUACUAUUUACACCCAGGUCAUGUUUCAGAUAUUAUGUAUGUAUUGUUA